Saccostrea cuccullata (small rock oyster) is the source of this 435-nucleotide messenger RNA. RefSeq lists its product as uncharacterized. Gene Ontology annotation, molecular function: catalytic activity. The record is from RefSeq and is a predicted model, not a curated record. The coding region runs from base 6 to 380 and encodes 124 amino acids. Lineage: Eukaryota; Metazoa; Mollusca; Bivalvia; Ostreida; Ostreidae. The transcript has 2 exons.
CAGUCAUGCUGUUUUCUGAGUAUAUGCAGAGAAAUUAUCAGAACAAAUUUUAUACCAAGGCACAGAACUUGGUCCAACUUUUGACAAGGGAAUACAACAGAGUUCUUAAGGAUUAUGACGUCAUGAUAAUGCCUACACUUCCGGGGAAGCCAUUUAAACUUCCUACGACAAGUAACUCAACUCAAGAAACCUUGAAAUUGCUGUUAGGAAUGGUGAAAAACACAGCCCCAUUUAACUCAACUGGACACCCUGUCCUCACUAUUAACGCUGGAUUUAGUGAAGGGUUGCCCUGUGCAAUGUCGAUUGUGGGGAAAAUGUUCGAUGAAGUAACGAUUUUACAGGUCGCAAGAGCGUACGAGAAAAUUCGGGACGGGUCGUGAUUUUGAGCUUUAUGACAGAUAUGCAGAGAUUCACAAAAAUGUAUACGUAAUAUAU